Triticum urartu is the source of this 4057-nucleotide messenger RNA. Lineage: Eukaryota; Viridiplantae; Streptophyta; Magnoliopsida; Poales; Poaceae. The record is from RefSeq and is a predicted model, not a curated record.
GUAUAAUGGUUGUCACCAGCAACCUUCUGUUGCCAGCCGACCCAAUCAUUCUUUGGCAUCUCUAAAUAUUCUAGUUCAAUCAGUGACACUUCCACUGGCAUAUGGCCAAAAGCCCAAAACCCCGUGGCCGGCCUAUGGGGUCAACCCCUCCUGAAAUCCUCCGAACGUGAUGUAUUUUCAUGUAAACAUGAACAUACACAACAAGAUUUGCAGAAACUUGAGGGGUCAACGGUGUUUUUUUCCUGAUAAAACACUUUGCGUCUCCACGCUGUAGUUGGGUCAAUGCCGUCGCAGGUAGCUACUGUGGGAGAGGUAGAAGAACACCGGUGACCUGACGCAACUGACACGUACUGUAAGUAGUAGAGACGUAUAAAUUCUACUAGCAUGCUUGAUUGCUUCCCUUGUCGAUCGAUCAACUAGAAGAUCUCAACACAUUCAUGAUGGCGAGAUUCGCCAGUCUAGCGAUCCUUUAUCUGAUCUCUCAUCUACUGCUGCGCUCCUGUGCGUCCGCUGCAGCACCAUCGGUACAGCACACGCUGGGCACCGGGUCGUCCCUGUCGGUGGAAGACCACGAGCGGCCGUUCCUGGUGUCACAGGACGCCACCUUCUCUUGCGGCUUCCUCCAGGCCGGCGACAACGCCUUCUACUUCUCCGUCUGGUUCACCGCCGCCAAGAACCGGACCGCCGUCUGGACGGCCAACCCUGGCGCCCCGGUGAACGGCCGGGUUUCCAGCAUAUCCUUCAGCCCCGAAGGCCAGCUGGCUCUGGCCGAUGCCAACGGGACAACUGUGUGGAACAGCAAGACUGGCGGCAAGAGGCACCUCACCGUCUCCCUCCGCGACACCGGGAAUCUUCUCAUCGCCGACCCGUCCACCGGCCGCGCCGUCUGGCAGAGCUUCGACUGGCCGACGGACACCCUGCUCCCGUCGCAGACGCUGUCCAAGGACAAGAAGCUCGUCGCCGGCUACUACGCCCUCUACUACGACAACGACAACGUGCUGCGCCUCCUGUACGACGGCCCGGAGAUCGCCAGCAUCUACUGGCCGAACCCGGACCAUAACGUGUUCGACAACGGCCGGACAAACUACAACAGCUCACGGGUCGGCGUCCUCGACCACACCGGCGUGUUCCUCUCCAGCGACAACCUGCGAGUCGAGGCCUCCGACCUGGGCGCCGCCGGCGUCAAGAGACGGCUAACUAUCGAGCAAGACGGAAACGUGAGGAUCUACAGCCUGAACGCGGCCGGAGGAUGGACGGUCACGUGGGCGGCGCUAAAGCAGCCGUGCUCCGUGCACGGGCUGUGCGGCAAGAACGCCCUCUGCGAAUACCAACCGUCCCUCCGAUGCUCGUGCGCGCCGGGGUACGAGAUGGUCGACCGCCAGGACUGGAGAAAGGGCUGCAAGCCAACGUUCAGCCUCCCCACCGGAACCACCAACUGCAGCGAAGCUCCGGCGUCGGAGCGGUUCACGUUCGUCCAGGUGGCAGCAACCGACUUCUACGGCUACGACCUCGGCUUCAACCAGUCCGUCACCUUCGAAUACUGCAAGAGCAUGUGCUUGAAGAUGUGCUCCUGCGCCGCCUUCGCCUACAGGUUGGAUGGCCGGGGCAAUUGCUUCCCGAAAGGCGUCCUGUUCAACGGCUACACGUCGCCGGCGUUCCCCGGAAGCAUAUAUCUCAAGGUGCGUAGCGAUCUCAACCUCAACGCCACCGCGCCGCAGCUGUCGGUACAUGCCACGGGCCUCGCCUGCAAUCGUAACGGUUCUCGUACCGCCAUCGUCCCACGAUACGCGGACACGUACGGGACACCUAGCGGCGGCACAAAAUGGUCCUACUUUUUUGCGUUCGCCGCGGUGCUUGGAUUUCUGGAGCUUCUAAUCGUCGCCGCGGCGUGGUGGUUCCUGUCCAGCCAGGAGAGCAUACCCAGCUCGCUGCAGGCAGGAUACAGGCUGGUCAUGGCGACCCAGUUCAGGAGGUUCACGUACCGGGAGCUCAAGGACGCGACUGGGAACUUCAACGAGGAGCUCGGCCGCGGCGGCUCCGGCGUGGUGUACCGCGGCGUGCUUGAUAAGACCACCGUGGUGGCGGUGAAGAAGCUGACAAACGUGGUGCAGGGCGAGGAGGAGUUCUGGGAGGAGAUGACGGUGUUCGGGAGGAUCAACCACAUCAACCUGGUGAGGAUCUGGGGGUUCUGCUCCGAGGAAAAGCACAAGUUGCUGGUGUACGAGUACGUGGAGAAUGAGUCACUGGACAGGCACCUGUUCGGCAAGGACAUUGGCAAGUCACUGGCGUGGAGCGAGCGGUUCAAGAUCGCGUUGGGCACGGCCAGGGGCCUAGCCUACCUUCACCAUGAGUGCCUCGAGUGGGUCAUCCACUGCGACGUCAAGCCGGAGAAUAUCCUGCUCACGCGCGACCUCGACGCAAAGAUCGCCGACUUUGGGCUAGCCAAGCUGUCCGGAAGAAACCCCAUAGGCAAUGGCGACGUCGCUGACACCGGCGUGCAGCUCUCCCACAUGAGGGGGACGAUGGGGUACAUGGCACCGGAGUGGGCGCUGGGCUUGCCGGUCGACGCCAAGGUCGAUGUGUACAGUUACGGCAUUGUGCUUCUGGAGAUCGUGAUUGGGAGCAGAAUCUCUGACCAGACGACCACGGACGGCGCGGAGCGGCUAGAGAUGUGGCAGAUCGCGCAGGCACUGAAGCAAGUGGUGGCGAGUGGAGACAUCAUGUCAUUAGUGGAUAACAGGCUGAAGGGGCAGUUCAACCCUCGGCAGGCCAUGGAAAUGGUGAAGAUUUCCUUAUCGUGCAUGGAGGAGAGGAGCAACAGGCCGACCAUGGAUGACAUCUCCAAAGCUCUUACAGCGUGCGAUGACGAGGAUGAGCACCCUGCGUACUUAUCGUGACUUUAGUUUCAUGCUUGAUAGUCGAUUCCCGCAUCUCUACCGUCAUCGUGUUGUUCUCGCUAUAUUGUUGUAGGACAGUGCUAUCUUCCAGACGUCCUGAUUUUAGCGAUAGAUCCUGACGAUGCACAUGCAGUCCUUCUACCUCGGGAUUGCAUGCAGUCCAUUUUUCCAUAUGCAUGUGAUAAUUAGUGAUUUUUUUCUCCGUCAUGUACAUGCAUGGCAUUUUUUAGAGAGUUUAAUUACAUGCAUGCAUGUGAGACGAAAUUGAUGACAUUACUAUAGAUUCCUUCAUGAUUCAAAAAAUUCAAAAUGUUUCGUAGGCCAAACCAUCGCUCCGAUCGAAAAAUUGUUUUCACAUAAAAUAAUCGUCGCGGUGAGAACUUCAAAACUAGAUCCCAUGUUGAUAUGUUCCGACGACUUUUUUUUUUGCGUAAAAGUUACCACGCAUAGGGUAUGCCAAUUAUCACAUAUAUGUUACAUUAGUUACCAUGAUGUUUACAUAGGCAAAUUUCAGGCAUAAAGUGCAGAAAGUGCAGAAAAGUGCAGAAAAGCUAAUGUCAUCGCGGGUUCUUUUUGUUUAUGAAAUUUCAAAAUGUUUUGUCACCCGAAUCGCUUGUUUAUUUACCAUGUUAUUAGGUUUGGAGCGUAUAUUACCAUGCUAUUUACAUAGAAGUUACCGGUGGUAUGUUUUCAACAACUUUUUCCAUGGGGCAAAGUUAUCGUGGUGUUUGUACCUAAGUUUUCAGGUUCGAAAGACUAUAUUAUCAUGCUAUUUACGCAAAUAAUUAUCAGUGAUAUGUUUUUAACAUCUUUUUCCCAGAUUCAAAAUUAUCAUGGUGUUUGUACCUAAAUUAUCAGGUCCGAGAGUCUAUAUUAUCAUGCUAUUUAGACAAAAAUUAUCGGUCAUAUGUUUUCAACAACUUUUUUCACGGAUCAAAGUUAUCGUGGUGUUUGUACUUAAGUUAUCAGAUCCGUGAGUUUAUAUUAUCAAGCUAUUUACACACAAGUUGUCGAUGGUAUGUUUUUAACGUCUUUUUUACCCCGGUUAUCGUGUUGUUUGUAAGUGAGUUAUCAGCUCUACUAUGCGUAUACCAUCAUGUUAUUUACAUAUGAGUCACCGGGGGUGUUUCAAACUUUUCUUUCCUGGUAAAAGUUAUCAU